Molecule: messenger RNA, 2499 nt
Organism: Naegleria lovaniensis
Lineage: Eukaryota; Heterolobosea; Eutetramitea; Acrasida; Naegleriidae
Exons: 2
Coding region: 1-2499 (832 amino acids)
Molecular function (GO): RNA binding
Source: RefSeq, a predicted model, not a curated record
AUGCUCGCCAAUCCAUCCACAGCAAGUGCUUCAUCAUCCAAUUCCGAAUCAUCACUCGAGGCUUCAUCAUCGUCAUCCAACAUCCCAAACAACAACUCAGUUCAACAAGUCUCUGUUACUCUCGGAGAGGCUAUUCGUGUUGGAAAGGAGAAGAAGAAACAUCUUUCCGAGCUAAACAAACUCAUCACGAAAAAAACAAAAGAGCUCGCAAAGACUGUCAAACAGGCCAGUUCGGAACAAAAAGAUGAAAUGAAAGAACGUAGGGAACGAUUGAAGGAAAUCAGCAAUGAAAUCAAGGAUCUUCAAAUUGAAAUUGAUGAACUUACUCAAAAGAUGGAAGCCAUCAUUGAGGGAACCACUAAAGACAAGGACGAAAAACUCAAAUAUAUUCAAUAUUUGAAAAACUAUGAGGCUGCUUAUGAAACAGCCUUGAUUCAACAUCACAAGUUUGAGGACGAGAAAUCUCAACUUGAUGAAGAACGCUCUCAAUUGAAAUUAACUUUGGCAACUAAAAAACAAGCCUUACCUUGUUCUUAUCAAGUAUUUACAGAGUCUCUGGCUCAAAUGGAAGCAACCUUGAAUAAUCCACAACAGGAGACUCCUCAAUCGGAACUCAAACAAAUUCGAUCCAAGUACAACAAAUUGAAGGAUUCUCAAAGAUUGUUUGAUGAACACAAUCGUUUGUUACAACAGCUUAAUGAUGUGCAAAAAAGAUUCCAACAAGCGGUCAAGCAAUUGGAAACCUCUAACAAAACCGUGUCAAAAGCCAAGAAAGACUUGGAGAGGGCAAAAAUUCAAUACGAACCACUUGUGUUGGAAAAGACCAGGACUGAAGACGCUAACAAUGUCGACGAGUUGAACAAAUUAAUUUCAAAGAAGAGAAAAAUCAUUGCUCAACUUACAAAAGAAAAAAAGACAAUUAAGCAAGAAAUUGAGAACAACGAGAAGAAGCAGUUUGCUAUCGGUUCAGAAAUUAAGAGCGAAUUAGCAGAGCUGACUCUCAAGAGAUUACAAGUAAGGGAUGAGGUGGACACUCUAUCAACUCUUGUUCGUACAGAAAUUAUUCCAUAUACAAGCACACAGGAAGGCAGUACACUCGGUCGUGUUAUUGGAAAAAAGGGAGCUACUCUUGAAAACAUUAGAAAAACUUCAAACUGUGAAAUAACCAUUGUCAAGUCUGAAAAUCAAAUCGUCAUUAAGGGGGCUCCAGAAAAUGUAACCAUAGCAAAAGAGGAAAUUCAAAAAUUGUUGGAGGAAAAGCACGAAAGUACUUCGACUUCUAUUCGUUUCAAAUUGGAUAUGUUUGUUCCACUCACUAAGCUUGUAUCACACUGGAGAAAGGAGACCAGUGCGAACAUUUAUUUGGACAAGUUGGAGGGUGUUUGUAAAAUUGUUGGAUCUAAUGAACAAGUUAAGAGUGCCAAGAAAUUAGUCAAUGAUUUCCUUACAACAGGUGUUCAAGAAAGAACAAUCCAAAUUACAAAAUUGGGACAAUCUCACGAGGAUAUGGUGGAGUUGUUAUUUGGCGUAAAAGGAGAAAAUUUAAAGAGAAUUCAAAACCUUCAUGGUGUAAUUGGAGCUCAAAUUGACAAGAAAAACAAUCUUGUGAAGGUUCAUGGAACCAACUUUGGUGUUGAGAACGCUUCUAAACUUGUUAACUCCAUGAUGAAAGAGGCAUCUCAUACCGAAAUACAAUUGGAAAAUGCAACAUUUGCAGAGGCCCUACUAAAUUCUAGUGACAAGUUACAACAGGAAACAAAAACCAUUAUUACUGUGGUUAAAAAUAAGAAUAUUGUGAGAAUUUCUGGUUACAAACAAGAUGACGUUAAAAAGGCAAAACAAGUAAUUGAACAACUUGUUGAAAAGGAGAAGGAACACCAGAGAAAAACGCAACACAAACAAACACUCUCUGUGGAAAAUAAGGUUGCUCAAAUUUUCAAGAAAAAGGCAUCAUCUCUCUCACAAGAAACCGAUACCAUUAUCAAAAUUUCUAAUGGAAAACCUCCAAAAGUGACAGUAUUCGCUGAAACGCCAGAGAAGGUUCAACAUGUCAUCCACUUGAUACAACAAGAAAUUGAAAAACAAGCACAAAUUAAGGCUGAAAAAGAAAAGAAAAAGUUAGAGGCUGUUGCUGCCAAUAGCGAGACCAAACCUCAGGAAGAUAACUCUGAUGAGAAGCAAUUAACCGAAACCACACAAGAAUCACCAGAAAUUGUGAGCCAUAUGGAUGAAUCAAGUAAUGAACUACAGGUUGUAACGGAGUCUGAUCAAUCAACGCCAGAGCUGGAGAAUACAGUUUGUAAAGAUGAAUGCUCUGUUGAGGAUAUGAAUUCAGCUCAAGAAGAAACAAAAGAAGAUACAAGCGAAUUCAAGGAGAUGGCAAGUACCGAUGACGUGGACGAAAUCACUGUCGAAGAAAACAAGGAUCAAGAAGUGCCAUCAGCUCUCACUACUGAAAUUCAAAAUGAAGACGUUGAACAAGCUGCAGUGUUGCAAUAA